UGGACGGGGCUGGUGGGGGACCUGCUCAGUGGCACGGCCCACAUGGCCGUCACCUCCUUCAGCAUCAACUCGGCGCGGAGCAAAGUCAUUGACUUCACCAGCCCCUUCUUCUCCACCAGCCUGGGCAUCCUGGUGAGGACCAAGGACACGGCAUCGCCCAUCGGGGCCUUCAUGUGGCCCUUGCACUGGACCAUGUGGGUGGGCGUCUUCGUGGCCCUGCACAUGACCGCACUCUUCCUCACCCUCUACGAGUGGAAGAGCCCCUACGGCAUGACCCCCCACGGCCGCAACCGCAUGAAGAUCUUCUCCUACUCCUCA
Messenger RNA from Opisthocomus hoazin, 318 nucleotides. The record is from RefSeq and is a predicted model, not a curated record. NCBI's taxonomy places the organism in Eukaryota, Metazoa, Chordata, Aves, Opisthocomiformes, Opisthocomidae.